Messenger RNA from Aspergillus sclerotioniger CBS 115572, 894 nucleotides. RefSeq lists its product as uncharacterized. Bases 250 to 705 code for a protein of 151 amino acids. The transcript has 2 exons. Lineage: Eukaryota; Fungi; Ascomycota; Eurotiomycetes; Eurotiales; Aspergillaceae. The record is from RefSeq and is a predicted model, not a curated record.
GAAUUAUUGAGGAUUUCCCUAUCUAUAUCAUCCUACUAUACACUUCGAGUUGCGAUUUUGUUCUUUGAUAACACCGCUCUAGUGAAUUGGAGCCGCUGAUGUUGAAGCAGAGAUGCCCAGCUGGAGGAACGGGACAAGUGGGGUAUAUAAACCUGCGGGGUCUCCCCGGGAAAAGGCAGCCUUCAGUUUCCAGCCUUACACAUGGAUGAUGCAUGAACCCAUAUACAAAACCCACCACCCCCAAACAAGAUGACAUACCAGCUCUCAAUCACUGUCUUCGGAUUAGGCGAUGACCCAAAUCAUCGCUCGCAUUGGGGUUUCACAAUCCGCCAACCAUCUACUCGUAUUAUCGACCUCCUCCAUGUCCGACUCAUAGAUUUGGACAAACUCUGGUACCAAUUCGAGCCCCGGCUCGGAACAGACCUAGCCGACCUAGCCACCAUGCAGGCUGUGGGGAUGUGUCGGUUAGCAGAAUUAGAUCAUCAGCAACGCCAGCAGGUCAUUCAAGUGAUCGGUAAUGAGCCUGCACCAAGGGACGGUGCACGAAGAUGCCAGGAUUGGGUGUUCAGUACGUUGAUUGCUCUGGAAGUUGAGGAGCUGGUUCCACCAGGGACGUCUGAAAUCUGGAAGGGGAUGGUUGGUAGGCCGGCGGCUAAGGUUGAGAUGGCCGUUGGGGAUGACUGGACAGAGUUUGGAUGCUUAUGAGAGCUUCAGGUUGGAGCAAACGUGGGAUGACUGUGUGUAGGCAGAGUGUUCAUGCCUGAGUGUAUGUACAGGUGUCAUUUGACGAUGAUGUGGCUUGUUUCUGGGCUUCCUGUAGGUAGAUGGAAGUUGACAGCUUAUACUUUGAAAAGAAGGAAAUUCCUUUGGCCACAUUAUAUAUAUAUAUACCCC